This is a messenger RNA of Dendrobium catenatum, 1298 nucleotides long. Its product is annotated as GATA transcription factor 20. The record is from RefSeq and is a predicted model, not a curated record. Gene Ontology annotation, biological process: regulation of DNA-templated transcription. The transcript is spliced from 7 exons. The coding region runs from base 273 to 1058 and encodes 261 amino acids. Gene Ontology annotation, molecular function: zinc ion binding; sequence-specific DNA binding; protein binding. NCBI's taxonomy places the organism in Eukaryota, Viridiplantae, Streptophyta, Magnoliopsida, Asparagales, Orchidaceae.
GUGCGUUCGUCUCGCAUGUGAUUUUUUUUUUGUGUAUGGUCUCAGAACGGCAGAAAUAAUGUUUUUCCGUGCUCGCCGCUGAAUAUAUCCGCGCUCUAAAGUUUCGAGGGUUUCAUAUUUCUCCCCGAAAAGCAAAAAAAAUUUCUGUAAAACUAAGUCGGAUCGAAGUUCUACCCGCAAGAUUUCGAUCGCCUAAGCAGAAUUGGAAUGCCCUUCAUUCUUUCUCUUGACAUUUUAUUCUUGCAAUCAGUUUUUGUGUUUUGUAAAGCGUGAUGAGCGAAAACCCUAGCUCGCCGGUGGCCGAGGAGCCGAUGGCCGGAGGGAUGGAGGGCCUUCAUGAAUCAGCUGGUAGUCUUGUGUCGAUCGACGGUGACGCGACCACUGAUCACGGUGUCUCAAUCGUCCCUCAUGUCGGGGGUAGUCAGCUAACCCUCUCCUUUCAGGGCGAGGUCUACGUCUUUGAUUGCGUCUCACCUGAAAAGGUUCAGUCUGUGUUAUUGUUGUUGGGAGGGAGGGAGGUAGCGGCCCCCUUGCCUUCUCCGCCGACAUCUUCUACUAAUCAGUUGAACAAGAGGUUCAAUUUUUCUCACAGGGUUGCAUCGUUAAUGAGGUUUCGGGAGAAGAGAAAAGAGCGGAAUUUUGACAAGAAAAUACGCUAUGAUGUCCGCAAAGAGGUUGCCCUUAGGAUGCAGCGAAAUAAAGGUCAAUUUACAUCGUCCAAGUCAAAAGCUGAAGGCACAUUGCCAGGUUUUGCUGGCAUGGAUUCUACAUCAUAUUUGGCUGCAGAGAAUGGCCAGCCCCAAACUGCAUCAGCGUGCUAUCAUUGCCACAUUAGUGCAAAAGAUACGCCAAUGAUGCGUCGUGGUCCUGAUGGACCAAGGACAUUAUGUAAUGCAUGUGGGCUUAUGUGGGCAAACAAGGGUACACUGAGGGAUCUCUCUAAAUCUCCUGUAACCUUUCAGCACCAAACCUUGGAGUCAAAGGAUGGGGAAGGAGCUACUGCAACUGGGCAACCGACAGCAGCAGUUCCCUCUAACGGUCAGGAAAUCUCACAUUGAUUAGAAGUGUUGCAACUUCUUGUUGUUAUUUGUGCGUUCACCCUUCUUAGGUUUUUCAUGUGAUCAUUUUAGAACACUUAAGCUUAACUUUGUGAUAUACAUAUCAGAGAAUUAGAUUCGAGGAUUUUCCCCUGUUUUCACAGUUCCUUUUCUUGCCCUUGGUGUGAAUUUGUAAUGGCUGCUUGCAUGCAAAUGUAAUAUUUGUUGCUGCAAUAAAAUAUCGACGCCUCUUGAAUUCUC